AGCACUUCAGUAAUCCGAUGAGUGCCGCCCAGUGACGAGUUCGUUUCUCCUCGUGACGACGUUUCUGUGUUGUUUAUCUGCGUUGAUUACAGUUCUGUGACAGUGCGUUUUGAAUUCAGAAGACGCCCGGAGAGAUAUCGAAGGCUGGAGUCAAAAGGUCCAGGAGGUGUGGGGCUCCGGCCCCGGAUGACCUCGUACAAAUAGCUAACUAACAUCCAGAGGCUCGAAAUCGUCGGAUAAGGGCCUUGUCGGGGUAUGGCCACGACCCCACUAUUCAUUUAGUAGGCUGCAACACAGAAAUCCUAGGAGGAAAAAGAGACGGAUCUGCGGUGGAAAGAGAUCAUCGCUCUGUAGGUGGUUCUGUUCAGCAGACAUCAGCACACGGUUGGCCAAACAUCUCCGGCACCUCACUAUCAUCCAUGAUGAUGGCACUCUGACGGAUCCAGAGAGCAUCAUGCCAGGAGGAUUCGAGAACUCAUCAAUGAAAACUAGCUUUUCGUUGUCGUCGCUGCAGCCCUCUAGCAUGACCCUAGAGAGUCCAGAGCAUGCGACGCUCAAAGACAGGCCAUAUUCCAGCCUCCGGAAGAAACCUAGGCGAGACCCUGAACUUGAUCUAUGGAGAAGAUCUUGGGGAAGCAGGGAUGAGAACAAGGAUGAUUUUUGGGGCGUCCUCAAGAAUGACUAUCAGUCACUCAUUAUGGAUAAUAAUCUUCUCGAUAGUUGUCAGGAGGCAAAGAAGGACUUGCAGUAUGAAGCUUCCCCGACUCAUGAAUGGAGUCCUGAAGAAUUCACAUCUCAGUUCGAAGAAAUCAACAGUUGGCUAGAUCGUAUUCUGGAGGCUGUUUGUACGAAGGCUGAGACUGUCGUAGACAGAAAAUUAAGACUGAGUCACUUGGAGGAAAUGAAACGGAAAACUUACAAAAGAAAGCUCUUUAACAACCAAGGAGGCCGGCUUGUAGCCAGGGACCCUAGUCUCAAAGACGUCGUCGCUUGGAGCAUGCAGAUUUUGAAUAGAAAAUGGGAAAGACUAGUAGCCGCUGUUACUCCGAGGAAACGGUCUUCAGCCGAAUGUAAAGACAUAUGUCCAGACGUUGAGCAAGAACUGCGAGUGCUGAGGAAAUGGAUUAAAGAGACUGAAAACAAACAGAAGCACCUGCAGCUCAGCCGCAGCCGGGUCUACACUGCUCAAGAGCUCAAAGAGAGAGCACAUGAACAAGAGGCCAUAAGAAGGGAAAUCUGGUCACACGGACGGAUCGUUCGAUCGGUUCUGCGGCUGUGCGAGCGGUUAUCUGUCGGCGAGUGCGAGGAGUCGAUCAGCUCUUGGGUCCGAGGACGGAGGGUCGAAGCCUCCGAGGCGGCCAAGUUCGCCGAAGGGAUCGAACGCCGUUGGCAGUUCCUGUACCUCAACUGUCUGGAACUACAGUUCGCCAUCGAACACAAGGCGACCCAACUCAAGCAGGGUUCCCCUCUGUCAGCGUCACCUGUGGACAGUGAUGAGGAACCGGUGAUCAAGUACCGAAGGCUGACUCAAACUCCACCGGCAUCAGAUCAGGAGAUUAGACAGUUCCAGGAUGUGGAUUGUCUGAUGGAAGCUGAGGAUUCUCCGGUCCUUGAGGUCGACGUCGACGACGAGGUGAUGGAUGUGGCCGAAGUGCAGCAGGUUCAACAGGAGCAAGAACGAGAGCAGGAGAACGUUCAGCCCAGUCCGAGGAUUUUCGAUAUAUCGAUCAACGCAGACGAUAACGACUCGCCUUCCAAAGAAGGCGUCAUACGACAACGAAUCGAACUCAGCGAAGACCAUGUCAGACUCUACGAACUCGACUCGAAAUACACCAGCAGACAACUCAAGCAUAAAAUGCCAAAAAACAGGUCUGCGUAUGAGAAUCGUGUCGGUACAUUCUGUUUCAAGCACCAGGACACUGACACCGAUGGCGACCUUCAGGCUGAAGAGGAAGAACGGCAGGAUGAAACGCCUGAGGUGGCGAAAACUGAAGAAAGUUCAGAAGAAGAGUGGACUUACACAGGGCAGGUUGUAGAAAGCCAGCCAAAAGUCGAGGUUUUGCUGGACAGGCCGAAACAGGAAAUUAUAAAGCAGCUGGUGGAUCAGGUGGAGGUUCUUGCUUCUCCGCUGAGGAAGAGAACAGACACAAAAUACAGACGUGUCAAAGAAUGGUUAUGCCAAUAUCCAGAACAGAGGGAAAUUGGUGAUAGCAGAGAUGCUAGCAGUGAAUAUACAACAGAGGAUGAUGAGCUUGACUCGCGGAUGUACAAAAAUACAGGUGACUCUAAUACAUCGGUUGACUUGGAGAGCACGAUCAUCAACCAAGAUUCGACAGAGUCACUUCAGGUCAUACAAGAACAACCAAGAGUCAAAUUACGCAACAACAAUAAAAGUGUUGGCCAGCGUCCAAAAAGUGUCUCCGAUGCAUCUGCCAUUUCACCGACUCACCUCAUCGACCAGCUGGGUCAUUCGAUUUCCGAAUCCGCGAUUCAUGAACUUUCUGGAACGAAUGGUGUCAAAAUGGACUCUUCCGUUCACACCGGAAGCACUUUGUCAUCCUCGACUGUCGAAGAUACUGCACAGACGCAAGAGGGUAGCGGUGGUGGUUACUGCUCCAAUUCGUUAAGAAGAAGAAAAACAAAACUCAGGAAAAAGAAUUUGGGGCGUAAAAGUGAAUCAGGCUCAGAUGGUCUACUAGCACAUUCAGAUGGCAGUCAUCCGACACCAAUCUCUCCUAUAAAAUUUCCCUUGGCUAAGUUAGCACUGAGGCGAUUAAGUGCAGAUAAGGCUUUUUCAGAUUCCCCUCAUAGAAGAUAUGUUGUCCCUGUUGACAGCCCGUCAAGCAACAGUUCAUCUGAAGUGGAAAGCGAUGGAAGUGAAAAGCAGCGCCGGAAGCUCACUAGGCCCGACUUCAGGAUAGGUCCUGCUUUCAAAGUCUCUACUUAUGCUGAGGUGAAGCCGGUCGUAUCCAACGACAGCUCCUACUCAGAGCAGGCCUGGGACAACUACCAGGAGAAAUAUAUGUCUGAACCGUAUUCAGAGGACCCUCCAGAUUCAGAGGCCGCUCGCAAGCUCCUCGACUUUGGAGACGAUUACAGGAACUACCUGGACAGUCAGUCCGAUUGUGCAUCCAGCCUAGGGCGCAACACUUUCCAUAGACGACCAAGGAAUAAACCAUAUCAGUGUGUUCAUUCAUGCUCAUGUUUUAUCUUCAAGGAUGGAGAGCCUACAAGUGAUUUAGACGAUGUCCGGAAGUUAAUUAAAACAUCGAAUGAACGAUACCUCUUUUCGGAACAAUUUUUCUCUACGCACCUCUCCAGGAUGUCACCGAUUCGCUUAAUAGCCACAGACUUUGCCAAUCACAUUGCUACGUGUAAAGAAAAUGUAGAAGCACUGGCUUUACUGUUGGAAAAACUUGAGGAAGAACCUUCCCUGCCGUCAACUCAGGAGUGCAAGGAAAUCAGAAGUCUGAUCGAAAAAUGGGGUGGCUUGGAGAAGAAGUCGGAGGAGCUGCGGAAGAUGUGGUCCCUGCGGCGGGAGAUGUCGUCGAUGGAGGACGAGAUGCUGGCCAUCGGCGAUGCCGUCGCCAGGCUGGCGGUCAAGGUAGAGAGCCGUGAUCAGCUCGAGCAUCGUAUUCAGCAAGUACAGAUUGAAGUCGGUAAGCUGAACACGGUGAAACAACAGCUCUUCCGUGUUAACGUCGACGUUCACCAGUUUGUGACUAAGGCCUGUCUGCAGGAAUCGACGCUGAAGGACGACAUCGCGAGGCUGUACAGGACGUUCGAGGAUGUACGAGAAAGGGUGUCCUCGGAAGAAGAGAGCCUAAAAGAACUGACCAAGACUUGGCAGCAGUUCGAGUCGUACCUUUCAAACCUGCAGGUAGAGCUGCGCAACGACUCCGAGACGUUACGACUGUUGGACCAGGCGCUGAUGCAGGAAGAGGAAGGUGGAGGAAGUGUACCCCCACACCUGGCCACAUCCGUACGCGACCUCGCCAAAAUCCUGACGGAGAAGCCGCAGGACCCGCUGAUCACCGACCCCCAGACCGUAUACGAUAUGACCCCAUGUGGUGGCAACUACUCGGAUUCCGGCAUCUCGGAUUCCGGCUCCGAAGGGGAUUUGAGCGAAAGAGAAAAGAAAUUGGCGGCGUUGAGACGUCUCGUGCGCCACUUGGAAGCCGUUUUAGCACCAGGGUCUGCCGCCAUAGUCAACAUGGCUAAGAGACUUGAACAGACUGAAAAAGAUCUAAGAGGACUUCAGGUGACCUGCCGAGAUCUCAUCGUAAGGACCAAUGUGUGCGCCGAAGCGAAAACUUUCAAAUCCGACUAUAACGGAAAUUGUGCCAAUGGAAAGCUUCCAAGGGUGGACGAUGAGAGCGGUACGAGGGGCAGCCGUGGUUGGUGGUUCUGGCGAGCGCUCAGGGCCGGUCUCCCGUUCCAGAUCGCCGUGAUGGCCAUUUUCUGUAUAGCGUGUCUGCUGGAGCCGCAGUGCUGCGAUGCCAUGAACAACCUCAGCCUUUCGAUCUCCCCUCAGCUACGCUACGUUCGCGGCCCGCCGCCCGUUUAAUUAAUGGGCGAUCUCAAGACUCAAUUUUUUCGAACUGAAAAAAAAGUAUUUUUAUUUAUUUUCUUUUUUUCGUUUUUAAAAGCGAAACGGGAUUUUAGAAAUACCGAUCGGCCUUCAAUGCCGCCUAAUCGAGUAAAACCCCGGCCGUACAUUUGUUUCGCAUUUUUAUUCCUAACUUUUAAAU
Molecule: messenger RNA, 4751 nt
Organism: Cimex lectularius (bed bug)
Lineage: Eukaryota; Metazoa; Arthropoda; Insecta; Hemiptera; Cimicidae
Gene: klar
Exons: 27
Coding region: 455-4567 (1370 amino acids)
Cellular component (GO): membrane
Source: RefSeq, a predicted model, not a curated record